Molecule: messenger RNA, 1302 nt
Organism: Thyridium curvatum
Lineage: Eukaryota; Fungi; Ascomycota; Sordariomycetes; Thyridiales; Thyridiaceae
Exons: 2
Coding region: 1-1302 (433 amino acids)
Molecular function (GO): phosphonoacetate hydrolase activity
Source: RefSeq, a predicted model, not a curated record
AUGUCUGUUCAGAUAGAAAGACAUCCUCUCCAGGAGAAAUCCAUUCCUCAAGUGGGAAUCAAAGCAAAUAAAAUCGCCCAAGGGGAGUCGAUCACGCUGCACAACAAGACCUACAAACUCCCGACUAGGCCCACGGUAGUCAUUUGCGUCGAUGGCUUUGAUCCAUCGUAUCUCGCACAAGGCAUUGCCGAUGGCAUUCUUCCCACCCUCUCCCAGUUUGUGAGCACAGGCUUUCAUACCACGGCAAAAUGCGCCAUGCCCUCCUUCACGAACCCGAACAACCUCUCCAUCAUCACCGGGCAGCCCACCUCUGUGCACGGAGUUGCUGGAAACUAUUUUCUCGACCGCGAGACCGGAGAGGAAAUCAUGGUCGUUGACGACUCGCUCGUCAGGGGCUCGACGAUCCUAGCCGAGAUGGCCAACCGCGGCGUCCGCGUUGCCGCCGUCACCGCCAAGGACAAACUGAGGCGCAUCCUGCAGCGCGGCCUGUCGGAGACGAGCACCUGCUUCUCAAGCCAGUCCGCGGACGAUGAUACCCUGAAGUGGCUGGGCAGGCAGUCCCGCCCCAGCCAGUACUCCGGGGACCUCUCCAUCUGCGUCCUCGACGCCGGCAUAAAGCUCCUGCGGGAGGACCGUGCUGACCUAUUCUACCUGACGCUCUCUGACUACGUGCAGCACAAGCAUGCCCCCGGGGAGCCGGAAGCAGACGAGUUCAUGGCCGCGGUUGAUGCCCGCGUCAAGCAGCUCGUUGACCUCGGCGCCGUCGUGGCUCUGACGGGCGACCACGGCAUGAGCGAUAAGUGCGACGCGGACGGGAACGCCAACGUCUUGUUCCUGCAGGAUGAGCUGGAGAGCAAGUUCGGUCAGGGUUGUGCGCGCGUCAUUUGCCCCAUCACCGACCCCUUUGUCAAGCACCACGGCGCGCUUGGAGGGUUCGUUCGUGUCCACGUCAUGGAUGACCACAAGGAUCUGGUGGACGCGAUGCUCGAGUUCAGUCGGGGUCUCGAGCACGUUGAGGUGGCACUGGCCAAGGAGGAGGCGGCCGCAGUGUGCGAGAUGCCGCUGGACCGCGAGGGUGAUUUCGUUGUCAUAUCCAAGGGCAACGCCGUGGUCGGGGCCAGGAAGGAAGAGCAUGACUUUGGGAACCUCAAGGGCCAUCGCCUUAGAUCCCACGGCGGCUUCUCGGAGCAACAUAUUCCUCUACUGAUGUCUACCCCUGCUGUUGACCAAGCGCAGCUGAUCAAGUCUCGAGAAUGGAGGAACUUUGACAUCUUUGACUUGGUUCUAAACCAUGGUCAGUAA